This is a messenger RNA of Mauremys reevesii (Reeves's turtle), 2262 nucleotides long. RefSeq names its product BH3 interacting domain death agonist (gene BID). The record is from RefSeq and is a predicted model, not a curated record. Gene Ontology annotation, cellular component: cytoplasm; cytosol; mitochondrion. The coding region runs from base 324 to 896 and encodes 190 amino acids. Gene Ontology annotation, biological process: positive regulation of release of cytochrome c from mitochondria; apoptotic mitochondrial changes; positive regulation of extrinsic apoptotic signaling pathway. The transcript has 7 exons. Lineage: Eukaryota; Metazoa; Chordata; Testudines; Geoemydidae.
UACGUUUUGCAACAUGCUGCUGUCUUAUCCCCCACAGGCAGCCUUAUUUAUUCACCCCACCCAUUCUUCUGGCCCCUUUUCCAGAAGGUGAAAGUCGAAGCCGAAAGAAAGAGAAGUGGAUCCUUUCCAAGUGCUUUGAGUUCCGCAGUGGCUCAGGUUCUCCCUGAGUUGUAGCAGUGGCAUGGCUGUGCUAAGGAGCUUUUAUUAAACGUGAUUGGAGGCCUUUGGCAGGAUACAAACAGCUCGACUCUCAACAACACCAGGGAAAGGACUCGUGCGUUGAAAGCUAAGGGUAACACAGCUGCACCGGCCCAGCAGCCAGCAUGGAUCAGGGUCUGCGUGGAGAUGUACAGGUGGAGCGCAUCCUCGUGUAUUCCUUUCUGAAGAACUGUCACAACUGUGAUUUCAGCAAAGAGCUGGAUUCUCUGAGAAACCAGGUGAUGGUUUCCUCACCAAAAGACUUCCUCUGUGCUGAGUUUGAUGAUGGGGAGCUUCAGACAGAUGGGAAUCGGAGUGGCCGGUUCCAGAAUGGUGAGCCGGGUUCUGUUGUUGAUGAGGACGUUUUCCAGCUCAUCGGCGCUCAGCUUGCUGAGAUCGGGGACCAAGUGGCUAGGGAGAUCGAUCAGAGAGUAGUAAAUGAUCUAGUGCUGCAAUUUGUGAAUGAGAAUCUGUCCAGAGAGGAGAUAAUGAGGCGUCUGUCUAAUACAGUGGAGGGGCUCAUGAGAACCGUACCUUUGGGAAUGGAGCAGGAGAAAGCCAUGUUGGUGCUAGCAAUGGUUUUAGCCAGAACAGUAGCAAACAAAAUGCCAUCCCUUCUACACCGUGUCUUUAACACCACUGUGAAUUACAUCAACCAGAACCUCCACAAUUACGUCGUCAACCUGAGAGUUGAAUGAGAGCGGAGCCAGUCCCAUUGACUUCUGUGGAGAAGAUGCCUUUCUGAGUAUUUACUUUAAAUGUUAAAAUGUUGCUUUUUUCCCCCCCUUGUUUAAAUUCUUUGCAAUGCAGCUGGGAAGAGGGAAACAACCCCUUAGUUAUGUUUUAGGUUUUUCAGAGAUCAGUUCAGGAGAAAUGUUCAAGCCGUGCGAUUGUUCAGAGAGACAUGUAGGAGUAUUGCUUGCCUGUUACUUUCAUCUACUAAAUAUUGAAUGUGACUUGGUGCAGGCCUGUAUGACUUAAGCAGAAGUGCCAGUUGGCAGUGCACUCAGGUGUGUUUACUGAAACUUUAGCUCAUUAUUCCAUGCACUGCGGAUAGGGUGUGUCUUCCCUGCAGGGUUAAUGCAUGAGAUCAGCAGUGGCAUUAGCCUAGCCCAGCUGUGAGCAGCCACACUGCACACCCCUACUUCAAAGCUGUGCUUUCAUGUCUGUAGGGCUCGGUCUUCUGGAGACACAGCCUAUGGUUCUUUUGUGCUGCAGUCAGCGGAGCCCCUCUAGUCUUUCCCACUGAAUUGUCUUUCUGAGCACAUUGUCUAAUACUGGCCCACAGUUUUCCCCUAUCAACUGCAAGUGCUCUAGCCUCACUGCAAAAUGGGUGGGUUAGGUUAGGUUAAUGUCUCUACUGUGCACAUUAUCCUAAAGCAGCCUCUUCUGACAAGCACUCUUCCCCCCCUCCCCCCAUCAUGAUAGGUAAUCCACCUGUCAUAGCAGCAGGAGCUAGGGCAAUGGAAGCCUUCUUCCACUGACCUAGUUGUGUUUACACCUGGGGUAGGGCAACAUAGCUAAAGCAGUCAGAGGGGUGAAUUUUUCACCCCCUGCUCUGUCUGCUAGCCUGGGUUGGAGACAACCGCCUAACUCUGAGUGGUGUGCCUUUAUUUCCAAAGGUAUAGCUUCACUACAGGCUGGGGAGAGCUAUUGUUAAGCCAACUGUAUGCUCAGGGUUUUUUCCCUAGGCACAUCAGACAGGGUUUACUCCCCCACUACUCUCCCCAAAUUAUUCUUUUGAGCCUCUGCACAUGUAAAUCAAAUGACAUCCAAAGUUAUAGAAAAGCAACAGAAUUGAGUGAUGUGAUCAGGUCAGAAAACAUUCAUCUGGGCAUACUUGAGCAUAACACACACUAGCUUUACUUUCCACUCAAUAGAUCCCUUCCUGUAGUCAAUGACUAAGAGGCUGGCACCCUUGAUCAUCUCUCAGCAUUAACUCGUGCCUGGUGGGCCUACCAGGAAUGUUGUCUCACUGUGACAGUUUACAUGAACUAAACUCUGAGUUACUGUUUCUCACAUUACCUGUAAAUAUUUUAUACUUUAAUAAAAUUGUAAAUGCAA